Molecule: messenger RNA, 2562 nt
Organism: Girardinichthys multiradiatus
Lineage: Eukaryota; Metazoa; Chordata; Actinopteri; Cyprinodontiformes; Goodeidae
Gene: foxj2
Product: forkhead box J2
Exons: 11
Coding region: 338-2173 (611 amino acids)
Biological process (GO): regulation of transcription by RNA polymerase II
Cellular component (GO): nucleus
Molecular function (GO): DNA-binding transcription factor activity, RNA polymerase II-specific; RNA polymerase II cis-regulatory region sequence-specific DNA binding
Source: RefSeq, a predicted model, not a curated record
AGACGUGCAGACUUGGUGUGGUGGAAAGUUCACUCGUUUUUCUGCAAUGCAAACCUGAGAGACCCAGGAGGAGGGACCUUCUCCCAGAGGCGGGAGCAGAGAGUGAGCUCACUCCGUGGGAGGAGUGAGUGACGUCUUUCUGUUUCACAAACGGAAGGUGGGAUCGGAUGCCUGGAGGACACUUCCUUGCUGAGGAGGAAGAUCUGAAGGGGGAAGGAAAGUGCCAGUUUGACAGCAGACGUGCACAGCUGAUGACAGCAUAACAUAUUAAUACUUUUCAAGGCCCUGGGCCUCCAGUGACCACAGAAAGAUCCGUACAGAGGAAAUAAGAAAAGAAAUGUCUUCUGACUUAGACUCCAGUCUCACCAGCAUUGACUGGCUGCCCAAACUGGGAAUCAGCAGCCUGCGCUCGGGGAAAGAGAGAGGAGGGGUAGGAGGAGGGGAGAGGGAGAAAAAGAGAGACAGAGGGAAGGAGAGGGGGGACUUCAUACCAUCAGUCCCGAGUCCUUCUACAUCAAACUGUAAAGGUAAACCCCCCCACAGCUACGCCACCCUCAUAGCCAUGGCGAUAACAGCUGCACCAGAGAGGAAGCUGAGCCUAAAUGACAUCUACACCUGGAUAAGCAACACUUUCCCUUACUACAGCCGAACAGGCCGGGGAUGGAAGAACUCCAUCAGACACAAUCUGUCCCUGAACAAAUGCUUCAGGAAAGUUCCCCGGCCACAGAACGACCCCGGAAAGGGCUCCUAUUGGACAAUGGAUGGACCUCCGGAGCCCAUGAGUCCUGCAAGGGCAGCAAAGCGCCCCUAUCCUGAGGAAGAGGAAGAAGAGGAGCUUCAGCAUAUUCCUCCACCUGCAAAGACAGCAGCGGGGAGAGGACGCUCUCCCCGCCACCAGUCAACUCCCAACCAGGACCUGCAGUCUAACGCCUACCCAGUCGGAACCGUCCAGCGGCUCCCAUCCCCUCCCCCACACAAGCAACCAUCACCCUGCAUGUCAGCCCAUGUCUCCGGUCUUCCUGCCUCUCAUUUAUCUGUCUCCCAAUCAGCUGAGCUCCCGCCAGCGGCUCCUAUGUCAUCCAUCAAUUCCUUCCCUCCACCCCACCCACCUGGCUCCACCUUUUUAGUCCCUGCAGCUUCUGCAGCUCCUUUGCCUGCUGUGAGUCUCUCUGCAGCUGCUCCGUCUUAUUCUAACUCCUUUCCUGCCAGCUCAGAGCCUCUACCUGUUUCCACUUUUUCCUGCACUUCCAUCUCGACGACCGUUUGCACCAUGUCUGGUCCCAGCUCCUCGUGUCAAUCAGUUGCUCACCCUCCAGCUGUUUUAGGGCACCACUCCACUGAUCCUCCUCUGCGCUUCUCCUUUGAGGAUCUGAACAUACCAGACCUGUAUGCUUCCUUUAAGUCUCUCUUCAAGACGAUGCGUGAGAGGGGAGGGUCCAUCUCGGACGUCGCUCCCCUGCUUGUUCCCAGUAAUGACACUAUGCCUCUUCACACUCCAACGUUGCCACCGUUCUCCCCUCACCCUACAUCUGCCCUGACUGGACCACCUGCGGCAGGUCCACCACCUGUAGCAGCUCAAGUAGCUGUACAAGCUCCACAUCCUGCAGAGUCAGAGCGCAUUUCACAGCUCACGGUGCCAGCCGAUUGGUUCAGUAACCCAGAUUCACUGAAGGAGAGCUUCCGCAUUGCCAGCAAUCUAGACUGGGCAAACAUAGACCUCUCUAGUCACCCAGACCUGCUGGAAAGCAUGAAGCAGGCAGAGCUCUGCGACUGGGCCCUCGACCCAGGGCUCUUCACUUCCCUCUGUGACUCCCUGAACCGCUUCUUUUCUCAGAAAGGCAUGAUCAGCUCUGGAAAUAACUCCCCAGUUAUCCCCGGGGCACCUCACUCUGUCCAGCCAUCGCCGUUGACAUCCAACCCACCUCCCACGCACCCCUCUCCCUUUCAGUACCCCACCACUCUUCCUCCCACCAAUGGAACACCGCUGCCCCGGAGGCCCCCACCCACACAGGGACCUGGUCUACAGAGACCACAGCUGACAAACCCUGCAAACGCAGCUGCUGGGAUCCAGCCUCAGCCUUUGACGCCUCGACAGCGUCCUCCACUGAAGAAUCUGCACAGCAACAGUGAGGAGUUCCAGGAUGACUUCGACUGGGAUUCUCUCAUCAUUUGAGCCUCGCUUACUUGUGUGGAGGAAAAUCACCAAAUAGAGACUUCACUUCCUGUUUCUCUGACAGAUCAGGUUCCUCACUAAUGACUGAAUCUUAAAGAGUUUGAUAUUUGUCUUAAAUUCAUAGGCUGUAAUAUUCUUUCUAUAGCUUAUCUUUUGUGGUUAACUGGCAGAACCAAAGAUCCUUUUCUCCCAAACACAGAAAGCCACACACAUUCCCUGUUUUUGUUUUAUUUCAUAAAUUUGAUUUUUUUUUUCUCCAUUUUUCUUUUCAAAUGUGAAUGUUCACAGUUGACACCACACGAAAGUCAAACUUACCCGAUAAAAGAUACUUCUCUUGAUAUAAAAUAAUAAAUUCAUCCAGCUAAAUUAAAAGAGCAGUAUGGAGCAUG